AAGAAGAAGCUGUUGACUGAAUUGCAGCAAUUGACCGAGAGUGAAUGCACUAGGAUGUUACGGACUAUGCCACUGAACCUCUCUGUGAAAAGGGAACUCAGGCGUAUGACAUCGAACUGUAAAGAUCACAGAAGUGUUCCACUUGAUGAGAAUUUAUCAUGUUGGAGUCACACAAAAUACAAUAUGAUCAUCGCUGUCAGGCAAUGCUGGUAUGGAUUUCUUUCAUUUCUGUACACGUUUCACCUACGGCAGAUUGCCCUGAAACAGAUCAGUGGCCGCUUUGGAACAGGGGUGCUUUCAUAUUUCAACUUCCUCAAGAUGCUGCUGAUAUUCAAUGCUUUCCAUCUUGUCAUGAACAAUUUCUUCAUUGUCAUUCCCCAAGCUACUCACCCCCCUGAAGUCCCAGAAGGGCAAUUCUUCGGCCUGGAGCUCUUGACUGGCAUUGGAUACUUCACAGACACCGUUCUAUACUACGGGUAUUAUACAAAUAACACUUGGCGUUUCUUGCACAGAGGAUACAAUAAUAGUGCUCCUUUUGUAUCGUAUAAUAUGCCAAUAGCAUAUAUUUACACGAUUGGAGGGUCUUUCUUCAUCACCUGCAUAAUCCUGGUCCAUUGCCUGUCCAAAGCUUUUGGAGAGAGUUACAGAGUGGGCAGCACCUAUGGAAAUCUGGUGACAAAAGUGUUCUGCUCUUGGGAUUUUAAAGUGACCCAAAAACAGUCAGUUGAGUCGAAUUAUGAGAACAUCAGCACCCGGUUAAAAGAGUCUCUUACUGAGCACAAAUUCCGUGCUCGUCACUCCAGUAUUGCUCAAUGGUUGCUGAAUCUAAUAGUUCAUAUUCUGGGCUGGAUGCUGUCCUUGGGGAGUGUUGUUGGGUGUGCUGUUGGAAUUCAUUACUACUCAGAAAGCAUGCUGAAGGAUUAUUCACAAGAUAUCCAACAAGGAAUUCCUGAGAAGCAAGUAGAGAGCAGGCUGCUAACACUUCCCUUGAUUGUGUCAGUUAUUAAUCUCGUGAUGCCCUACGUUUACAAUCUAAUUGGGUUACUGGAAAAAUAUGAUUUCCCACAGCAACAGAUCUAUGUUUCCAUUACCAGAAAUCUGCUUUUGAAGUUAGCCAUUUUAGGACCACUUUGCUUCCACUGGAUGGGAAGUAAAUUAAAAGCAACAGCAGAAAUAUCAUGUUGGGAGACUUUCGUAGGGCAAGAAAUAUACCGUUUGCUGGUGGUAGAUUUUAUAUUCAUUAUUUUGGAUACAGUUUUCGGAGAAUAUGUCUGGAGGGUCAUUUGCAUUAAACUGCUGAAAAGGAAAAGAAAGCCUGAGUUUGACAUUGCCAGAAAUGUGUUGGAUUUGAUCUUUGGACAGACACUCACAUGGUUGGGUCUCGUGUUUGCACCACUGCUGCCUGCAAUUCAAAUGAUCAAAUUUAUUGUUGUCUUCUAUAUUAAAAAGCUCAGCUUAAUGAAGAACUGUCAACCUCCACACAAACUCUGGCGAGCAUCUCAUAUGAUGACUAUCUUUAUUAGUCUGCUGUGUUUCCCAUCAUUCCUUGGAGCCACUGUUGUUUAUUCUUACACCAUGUGGUACUUAAAGCCAUCACUAUCAUGUGGCCCCUUCCGAACACUGGGCGCUAUGUGUGAUUCUGUCACAAUUUGGGUUCAAAAACUGGAUGAAAAUGGUCCUAAAUUUUUUAAGUAUUCAUGGAUCUUAGUGAGAAAUCCUUUCAUCUUCUUCUUGGCAUCAGGCAUCCUACUAGUAGUGAUUUAUUUCCAUUGCCAAGUUGUGGAUGGUCAAAGGAAGAUAAUUAAGUUAUUAAAUGAACAAAUUGCGAAUGAGGGAGAUGACAAGAAGUUUCUUAUUGAUAAACUCCAAGACUUCAACAGAGAAAAAUUUAAAUUUCAAAAGAAGAGACGGACACAAAGGGAAGAUGAGGUUUAUCCUGACAACUACUAGAAGGAAAGAAGAUAUCAUGUUUCCUCUGGUUGUGUUGACAGAGCCAACAAGACCAAAAUAGUGAAGCAGCUGAUAUGACUUGACUCUGAAUUAUUAAGAGAUGCCUGGAAUUGUAUUUUUUUUUGUUGAGUUAUUUGGCUGUCUGCACUUUAAGUUGUAAAGAUGCAGCAUGUUAAACAAAACUGGAGUCACUGCAGCAACACCAUAUUGUGAAUAUGAUAUCCACUUCAUUAGCACCUUUCAAUAUUUCAAACUGAUUUUUACUUUGUCACAUUUUGCUUUGUUGGAUUUGAAUUUUCUGUAAAUUAGCUUCCAGGUUUGACUUGCGUUCUUUCCUGGACCCAAAAUCAGUCAGAGAGGAAAUUGGUUGCAUCUCCUUGGGAGUUUCCAUGAUGAAUCGCUUUACAAAUUGUGCAAUUGGUUAUUCCCUUGUUGACAGAAGUACAGUACUGCUUAUAUUUCCCUCUAAGAGCAUUAGUUGUACUGUUGAUGUCUCCAGCUUGUGGUAAUCCAUCUUGUAGUGGAAUUAUGCAGCAGCAAGUAUUUACACAUCAAUGUGUCACCCAAACAUAAAGUGCAAAAAGACGGUAUAACAAUUAUUGGUGAAUUUAAAAGUUCUGACUUUCGUAUUUAUAAUGUGGAUGGCAAUUCACUUAACAGUAGCCUAAAACAACCUCUAGCUUUUCAAAGUAACAUGCAGCAUUAAGAGUUCAUGUAACUUCCUCAAGUAUAAUUUUGUUGCAUUUGUAAUUACAGAUGUAAGUAUUGUAUGCUGACUUCAGAGUGACCAAAAACAAAAGAGGUGUUGCACUGACAGAUUUUUAAAAACAUUUUUAGUCUACAGUAAAUGGAGCAAAUUAGUUGCUCAUGCUUUUGUUCCUUAAAAUUCAGAACCAAACUUUAGCAUGUCUAAAGCCCCACUUUAUAGUAUGUGGAGACUAGGCUAACUUAUCUGGGAAAUAUCUCCACAGAAGUCUGUGAAUGUUGUUACUUGAGCUGUUGAAUGUCAUAUGAAAAGUCAUCAGAAAUUCUCUUCGUAUUCACUGAAAGAAAAGAAAUGCUCUUUUCACAGGGCUGCAACUCAGAUAUGUAAUAACCCCUCAGUUUAGGAACUUACAGGUACUUAAGCUUUUUUUAUUUUCAAGUACUGAUCCAUCAACUUUAGGUGAACUGUUGACUUUCUGAGCCAGGGAGUGAAAAUGUUUGGUUUAUUUAUAAUGUAUUGUUAUAAUCAGAUUAGGAAGGGUGACCUGAUUCCAUGUCCCACUCCUCUGUUGGUCACAGCAAUGUUCUUAAAGCUAAGAAGAGUGGUCAUAUUGCUAAUUAUUCAUAUCAGGUUAUAUAUAGCUCAAUAUAGUCAAGUCAGCCAAGUUCUUAAGUAGCAAAUACAGAACUAAUUUAUUACAAAUAAAACCUACUUGAGCAAAUGCAUAUAACUACCCUGUUUGAAAACUAACACACAUGCAUAUAUUCAAGUCUGGGGAAGAAAAAAGAACACUGUAAAGUGUUAUUUUAAAAGUACUUGGCCAAGUGACCGAUAACGUCACAAAAAAGAUGCACAGUUUAUCACAGAUGUUGGUUUGAGACCAAAGUCACUUUUUACACAUGCAGUUGGUACUGGGAUUUCUUCCUGUAUCAGUUUUGGCUGGAUGUAUUCAAUUUUUCAUGGAGACAGCAGGGAUAGUUUCAUGACCUCUCCUUUUGGGAAUCCUCUGCUUGAGGUAAAGAGGUUUUCCAAUGGAUUUUCAACCUUCACACUUUUGAAAUGGAUUUUAGAGGAAAUAGAGAAGGCCAAAGCUAUUACCAUGAAGCAAGUUGUCUAAGGUUGUCAAAUCUAAUCUCUACCUUCAUCCACAAAAUGGUUCAUAUGACCUCUCUUAAAAUGGCAUCUCCAAACAAGCAGGUUGUCCACUUUGCAAAUACAUUAUUGUUGCUAUUGCACUCAGUCUCCCUUUGAUUUGCAAUGUGCUGCUUAUAAAAUGGCCAAGACUCGAGUAUUUUUCUUUUAUUCAUUCAUGGAAUUGGAGCAUUGCUGGCUAGACCAGCAUUUAUUGUCCAUUUCUAAUUACCCAGAGGGCAGUUAAGAGUCAACUACAUUACUGUGGGUUUGAAGUCACAUGUAGGCCAAACCAAGUAAGGAUAGCAGUUCCCUUCCCUAAAGGACAUUAGUGAACAAGAAAUGUUUUUCCGACAAUCGAUAAUGGAUUCAUGCUUAUCUUUAGACUUUUAAUUCAGAUUUUUUUUAUUGAAUUCAAAUUCCACUAUCUGCCAUGGCGGGAUUCAGACCUAGGUGCCCAGAACAUUACCUGGCUGUCUGGAUUCACAGUCCAGCAAUAAUACCACAAGGCUAUCACCUCCCCUAUUUGUCCAGUCAAUGAUGUUCUGAAUUAAUACUUCAGAUAUACCUUCAUGAUAGUAUCAUGAUCUGUUCUGUGUUGUAAAUACUGUGCUGUAGCACACUUCAGAAAUUGGAUUUUGUGAUACUUUUGUCUUUAAUGUGUACUUUGAUUGUAGCCCAAUGAUCUGUCCUUGGCCUCUUAACUGUUUCUCAGCCACAGACAGCCCCUCAGUGACAUCCACUGAAAGCAGAGUGCGCUUCCAUGAAUAUGCUGACGUCACCCAGCUCUACCUCACUGCCACCUUUUUCGACCCUUUCACUAUCUCUCAACUGUCCGUCUGCCUGUCCGACAUCUAGUGCGAGAUGAGCCAAACUUGUCUGCAGCUAAAUAUUGAGAAGCAGUAACCAUUGUCUUCAGUCCCUAUCAUAAAUUUUGUUCCCUAGCCACUGACUUCAUCCUCUCCUGAGUGUCUGUUGGGGCUCGAAUCUGAUUGUUUGCAGCCUUGGUGACCUUUGACACUGACACUAUCUUCCUACCACAUAUCAGUGCCACCACUAUGAUUAAUUACUUCCACCACUGUAAUAUAGCGCAAUUCCUACGUGUCUCAGCCUAUUGUUUCCAAAAUUCACAUCCAGUCAUUAUUAUUUCUAUUCUAGACUAAAGUCUCACUUGCCAAUUUUCCUAUCUCAUUGACCUACUUUAGUAACCAGUUAAGUAAUAUCUCAGUUUGAAAAUUCUCACCCUUGCAUUCAGAUCCCUACAUAUUCUCAUCCGCCUAUCUCUCUAUUUCCUCCAGCCCUAAAACCCUCGGAGUUCUCCGUACUUAGCUAAUUCUGAACUCCUGAGCAUUCCUGAUUUCAGUUGCUGUGCAAUUGGUGGCCAUGCAUUUAGUAUUCAAAGCUUUAAACUUAAAUUCUCUCACUAAACUCCUCGCCUCACUACCUAUCUUUGUUCUGACAAGACCUGCUCUAAAACCUACCUGUUUGACUUGUUUACAGUCAUCCAUUAUAACAUCUCCUUACUUGGCUUUGACGAUGUUGCAAAAAGGAGACAAAAAGUUGAAACGUUUUUGUUUUGACUUGUCAGAAAUAAGAUGCAAGAAACUUAGUAGCCAAUGUGGGAGAUAUCCAUUAGCUCACCAUUAAGUGGGAAGUGACAUUCAUCUGAAAAGCUAAUUCUCACUUGUACUAGGUUCAGAUAAUUCCUUCUUAUGAAACUUAGUGUGGAAUUAUUUUGGAUCAUGUAGUUAAUGCUCUUAGUUUCAAUAGAAUGUAAAACUGUCUGUUUUUACUAUGUUUUUCUGUUUUAUUUAUAUAAAAGAUGAAAUAUAACUAUUUUUGCUGUAGCAUUUGUUAUUGAAUUAUAACAAUCUGAAAUGUAACAAUCUGUAAGAUGAGGAAUAAGGCUUCACACUUGCUAAGUGAGCCAUGAUUUUAUUUAAUACUAAUUGUUUCACACGUUCAGCUGUUGCCAAAUACCAUGGUGUUCUAUUGAAUUCAAUUUGUACACAUUUGUAUGAUGAAAAUGGUCUGAACUAUUAAACCGUACUGAAACUUGAAA
Molecule: messenger RNA, 5849 nt
Organism: Rhincodon typus (whale shark)
Lineage: Eukaryota; Metazoa; Chordata; Chondrichthyes; Orectolobiformes; Rhincodontidae
Gene: tmc6b
Product: transmembrane channel-like 6b
Exons: 16
Coding region: 55-1950 (631 amino acids)
Cellular component (GO): plasma membrane
Molecular function (GO): mechanosensitive monoatomic ion channel activity
Source: RefSeq, a predicted model, not a curated record